CGUCAGGGACGUCUGACAAAGCUCAGUUGUCUGUGAACUUGUUAAUAGUAAAAGUUCUAGUGUUCAUGUAUGUUUAAAAUGAGAUUUUUUUUUUCUUUGUUUCUUUCUUUUGUAAGUUUUUAGGCACAGGGAGGGAUGGAUAUUAGCAAUGAAUUGGACUGUGGGAUCUGUUACCUGCCUUACACGAGGAGCAACAGGCCACCCCGAAGGUUACAUUGUGGACACAGUUUCUGUGAAGAGUGCCUGAGGAAACUGGUAUGGACAGAUAAUGGUCAGGCUAAUUUAUACUGCCCACUAUGCCGUCAACUUACCAACUUGAGGAAGGGCCUGCCAGUGGUAAAAGCUCUUCACCUGGACAUGGAGAUGUGGUGGAAGAUUCCUCUGGACAAAGACGAGGAUGAGGAAGACCUGAAAAAACAAAACAAGUCCCAGGCUAUGAUAUAUUUGCUAUCACCAUCCAAGAGAGUGUUUGAAAACAGUGAGACUGUUCAAAAUCAUAAGAAAUCGAUACUUCCUAAAUUUCUAAAGAAAUUGACAUCUGCAAAAAAACACAGGAAAAGAAAAGAAGAUGAAAUGAGACUGGAGAUGGAACAGACACAGGCUGAUCAAAUGCCAUCAUCCAGUGUGGCAUGACCUAAGCAAGUUGUGCUGGAAGAGGAAACUGAAGACAUGGCACCAAAUUAGAAUGAAGCAAAAACAGGCAUUCUUGAAUGAGGAUACAGUAUAUUAGAACAACAUACUAUUGGACGGCAAAUGUCAAAAUUUGUGAGGCAAAGAACUUGGUCUCCACAAUUUAAAGAUGGUUUCUAUUUUCAGCUGCAACAAUUCAUGAAACAAGCUGCAGAACUGAACAUUUAGGGGCUGGCACAACAAAAAUGACUGUUGGCAUUUGUUAUAAGUAUUUAAGAGGAGGCAAGAUACAAUUAAUUGGGUAUGUAGUCUAAAUUAGUACUAGAAGUAAGGAUGUACACAUGGCCUGUUUGAAACUAGACUGUAGCCCAGUGCUUCCCAAAAGCUGUGGCUACAGUUAGAUGCCUUUUGCCAGUGGAGAGAGAGCCUGUUGUUAUUCUGACGGUUCCCAAAAAGUGUUAGCUUUUUAAUAUUGCAAAUCUCAGAGCAUUUAAUUAAAUCAUUAAUUUACUGCAUUUUGGCAAUUUUCUUUUACCUUUACUUCAUGAAAAUAAAAAGUCUUGGAAAGGAUCUUGCACUGUCAUUGUGAAUGGCUUGACAUAAUGCUAAUGUAACAAAUACACAUACACAUGGUUUGUAUCCAUUGACUGCUUUUCACUGAAACCUAGACAUUUAAACACAUUUGUUCAAAAGAUAUCAAACAUUUUAAUACAUGCAAUGAAAGUCCUAUAGAGCCUGCCAACACAGAUACUUCACACUGCAUUAGUGCAUGUGCUCGCAUGAAAGAAGUACAAGGGGUUUUGCUACUGUAGCUUUUCUUUGGUAGAUUCACCAUCUAUCACUGAAUGUAUGGCUUGUUACACUAGCACCUGCUACAUAUUCUGGAGGGACAGGAACAAGGAAAUAAAGUUGUGUGAGGCACUCACAGUAACAGCAGAUGUUCAAUCUCAUUCCUCCCUCUAUCCUUCCUGGAAAAAUACAUAUAGUGGAUAUAAAAAGUGUCCACACCCCUGUUAAAAUGUCAGGUUUUUGUGAUAUAAAAAAAA
Protopterus annectens (West African lungfish) is the source of this 1676-nucleotide messenger RNA. RefSeq names its product RING finger protein 227-like. The record is from RefSeq and is a predicted model, not a curated record. Bases 136 to 633 code for a protein of 165 amino acids. Gene Ontology annotation, biological process: protein ubiquitination. Gene Ontology annotation, molecular function: ubiquitin protein ligase activity. The transcript is spliced from 3 exons. NCBI's taxonomy places the organism in Eukaryota, Metazoa, Chordata, Ceratodontiformes, Protopteridae.